This is a messenger RNA of Hymenoscyphus albidus, 831 nucleotides long. Lineage: Eukaryota; Fungi; Ascomycota; Leotiomycetes; Helotiales; Helotiaceae. The record is from the annotation of a GenBank genome assembly.
AUGGGUAUUUGCCGCCACUUCUCAUGCUGGCACCGAGAACCAACACUGAACCAACAGUCUCCACUAUCCGCGCUGCUCUUAUUUCAACAACAUCUCAUCAAGCUUGAUUCAUUGCUUUCCUACUCUCCGAGCGGUUGAUAUUCUAUUUUGCGCUAUUCUAUGUCCACGUUAUCCGAGAAACUACGAAGGAAUGAGACAGAUCAAGAUGUCGACGAGGUCCUUGAUGACGCCCCUUUAGAACAAUUGUACGCGCGAAACUGGACCCAUGAUGCCGAAGAUUAUGAGGAAUAUCGACCUGGCGGAUUCCAUCCGGUUCAUAUCGGUGACCGCUUUGGGACUGCGGGGCAAUUUCGUGUCAUCCACAAGCUUGGAAGAGGCGGCCUGGCGACAGUCUGGCUUUGUCGGGAUGGGAAAGCGCAAAGAUAUGUCGCAUUGAAGAUAAUUCUUGCAGACGAGUCCCGUGAAGACUCUCCUGAGCUCGCGUUGGUAAAGAGAAAGCUGGAUUAUGGAGAAGCUGGUGGCGAGUUUAUUGCUGUCCCGCAUGAACAUUUUUGGCACCAUGGGCCUAAUGGUAGGCAUCUAUGUCUAGUUCUUCCAGUGCUUGGGCCAAGAGUCACCGCUGUGUGGAAUAGUGGCAUACGGGCAGUAUUCGCCCCAGAGGAACAAGUGCGAGUCUCUCAGGACGUUGCUUUGCAGGUCGCCCUUGGUUGCGAUUCCUACACAAGAACGGAAUUUGCCACGGUGGUGAGUCACUGAAUAAAAAAAGCUGUGUAGAUGUACUAACACCGAGCGUAGAUUUUUGGCCAUCUAACAUUCUUUUCAGACUUAUAG